Moneuplotes crassus is the source of this 1684-nucleotide messenger RNA. The record is from the annotation of a GenBank genome assembly. NCBI's taxonomy places the organism in Eukaryota, Ciliophora, Spirotrichea, Euplotida, Euplotidae.
AUUUAUUAGUGACUAUUAAAAAUAAUAUGGAAGAAGCACCUCAAAUGGAAAAAUCUAAUGAAAAUAAGCAAUACAGCACUUUUAAAGCUCAAGAAGAUUCUUAUGGUGUGGCCCAGGUAGACAACACUAAAGGAACAAGUCUUUAUAAACUUGAAGGCGGAGAGACUGAUGAGGAAGCUCAAUUUUCUAAGAGUGAGCAAGAGAUGCCUGAGGAGCAUACCUCUUGGUUCAGCUUCAAAAAGUUAUGGCUCUACACAGGUCCUGGAUGGCUAAUGUCUAUUGCUUACUUGGACCCUGGAAACAUUGAGGGAGACCUACUUGCUGGAACUCAUGGAGGUUAUGGACUUAUCUGGACUCUUUUCCUCGCAACAUUUUGAGGACUCAUCAUCCAGAUCCUCAGUGCAAGAGUUGGUAUUGUCACAGGUAGAGACUUAGCUGUUCUGUGAAGAGAGCAAUUUAAUAAGCCCAUGAGAUUAACUCUGUGGGUCAUGGCAGAAAUAGCCAUUAUUGGAAGCGAUAUCCAAGAGGUCAUUGGUACCGCAAUUGCUUUCAAAAUUUUGUUUGGAUUCCCUAUCUGGGUAGGAGCCAUCAUUACAAUUCUGGAUACUUUCACUUUCUUAUUUAUCCAUGCUUGUGGAGUGAGAAAACUAGAGGCAGUCUUCGCUGUCCUUGUUGGAACCAUGGCUAUCUGCUUCUGGUGCAACAUGUUCAUUGUCCUGCCUGAUGCAGGCGACGUCAUGAAGGGUUUUAUCCCUCAAUUACCGAAAGAUUCGACUGGAGAGAUGAUUGGGCUUAUUGGAGCUGUAAUUAUGCCUCAUAAUCUUUUCUUGCACUCAGCUCUUGUACAAUCGAGGAAAAUUAAUAGGCAUAAUAACAGUAAAGUUAAAGAAGCUAACAAAUAUUUUGCAAUUGAAGCAGGAGUUUCUCUCUUUAUAUCAUUUUUGAUUAACCUGGCAGUUGUAGCAACUUUUGCUUACUAUCACUUGAAAACAGGCUCAAGUGAUAUUGUAUUGAACAACGCACAUUUUGCUCUUCAAGAGAGUUUUGGUACAAAUGCUAAAUACAUUUGGGCUAUUGGAUUAAUGGCUGCCGGACAAUCAUCUACUAUGACUGGAACUUAUGCUGGUCAAUUCGUAAUGCAAGGGUUUAUUAACCUUCAUGUGCCUGCAUACGUCAGAGUGUUCAUUACAAGAGCGAUUGCUAUUGUUCCUGCAAUUAUCUUCGCGUUCAUAAAGUAUACAGACAACUUGGAUGGGUUCCUGAAUAUUCUACAGGCUAUUCAGUUACCAUUUGCCUUGAUUCCUCUUCUAAAAUUCUCUGCUAGCCCAAAAAUCAUGAAGGAUUAUAAGAACCAUAUGUUUUGGAACUUAUUCUGCAUUGCAGUUUCCCUUACCCUCAUGGCACUGAAUGUCUAUGGACUCAUUCCUUCUACAAAAAAUCCGUGGAUAAUAGCAGGAACAACGAUUGGAUUCCUGAUCUAUUUUGGGAUUAUCAUCGCUGUAUUGCUAUCCCCUGUUCAUAACCUCGCUCCUCUCCAAUCAGAGAUUGAAGAGAGCAAGACCUUCGCUGAAUUAGAGGAAGAAGAGGAUGACUCCAGAGAUGAAGGUAAACCACUAAGGGAAGCACUUCUUAACAGGUCUUCGAAUAUUGUAGAGAGCUCAACGCUAUAAUUCAAACACAUCUG